UUGGUAUCUACGGGAAUUAACCGGGAAUGGCCUGGUCACGCAAAUAACGUUAGAAUACCAACGUUGCAUUGGGUAGCUAGCGAGCUGUCGAAGAGCAACGACAGAUAAGCUCCGUAUAGUCAACGUACAGAAACUACAAGCUACCAGAAACCAUAUUGACGAACGCAGCUAAAGCACCUAGCUGCAGGACAACCGAGACAACACCAUAGCACACGGAACUUCGGUCUGUCAGCAAGUUUGCAGUUCAGUUGCCAGUCAACCGGGCGGAACAACUUUCAAGAAGAACAAAAUUGCUCAUCGUGUUACGAAGACCGAAUAAUUUUACUUCUGGAGUCUUUUUCCUGCAUUCUUGUCUGUUUUAGUCCAAAGUGAGCAACCCUUGCCGUAAGGGGAUGCAUUCAUUAUGUAUCUGUAUUUUAUAGCUCGUGACCAGGGGUACGUAUGUAAUUUACGCUGGUUUAUAUUGUGGUGGCGGGUUUGCAAGAAUCAAUAUCAACGUUCUAGCGAUGAUUUUGUGGAAACGCUUGACGCAGGGAAGGAUCAAGACACGCCAGAUUCUGCGAGCGGGUAUAGAGUUCCGACAAAAGUCAAACAUGCCAUGCUCAGAAGUUUCAGAGACGACCAAUGGCUUGUCUACCUCUCCCGCAAAGCGUCUCAGGGCAGAAAUCGAACGUGAACCAGCCAAAGCCAUCCUGAAAUUCGCCAAACUAUCCGAAAACGCAACUGCUCCAACGAGGGGCUCCUCCAGAGCCGCAGGUUAUGAUCUUUACAGUGCGUACGACUACUCUGUAGCCCCGCUGGAUAAAGCUAUUGUGAAGACCGAUAUUCAGAUCGCUGUUCCAUCUGGGUAUUACGGCAGAGUUGCCCCACGGUCCGGGUUAGCUGCAAAACACUUCAUCGAUGUUGGAGCCGGGGUUGUUGAUGAAGACUACAGAGGAAACGUCGGAGUCGUUCUCUUCAACUUCAGUAAAGAAACGUUUGAAGUAAAAAAAGGAGACCGUGUGGCCCAGCUAAUCUGUGAGAGAAUCUGCUACCCUGAACUGGAGCAGCACGAUACACUGGAUGAAACUGCGCGAGGAGCUGGCGGGUUUGGGUCAACUGGCACAAACUGAGUUGCAGUUUCUUUGUUUUGUAAGUUAAUGUAAUAAAUGCUCCUAAAAAGCGUUAUAAACAUGGGAAUUAUUUGCUGUAAUCAUCAAAUUGUACAUUUGUCUUAAUUUUGAAGAUGUCUGAAGUUGCCAUUAAAGCAUUGUUAGGCUGUGAAACAAA
Messenger RNA from Conger conger (European conger), 1269 nucleotides. RefSeq names its product deoxyuridine triphosphatase (gene dut). Gene Ontology annotation, molecular function: magnesium ion binding; dUTP diphosphatase activity. NCBI's taxonomy places the organism in Eukaryota, Metazoa, Chordata, Actinopteri, Anguilliformes, Congridae. The record is from RefSeq and is a predicted model, not a curated record. The transcript is spliced from 8 exons. Gene Ontology annotation, biological process: dUMP biosynthetic process; dUTP catabolic process. Bases 507 to 1112 code for a protein of 201 amino acids.